ACUACUUUCUGGUAGGAAGCGGUGAGGUUUGCGCCCACCCGAGGUCUAUAAGACGUAACGGCCACGGUCAGACGUUGUUGACAGUCGGUCUGUCCUGUCAUAACGUUUGUGCAGUCAGAUGUACACACAGCGACAAAACGAAAGAAGCAAAGAUAUGGCCGCAAGGAAGAGAGUCGCCAUUGUGGGAGCAGGGCUCGCCGGUUUGGCGGCCAUCAAGUCGUGUUUGGAAGAAGGGUUGGAGCCUGUGUGUUUCGAACAAUAUGACAACUGUGGUGGUGUUUGGUACUACACGGAAGAAUACAGAGAAGGGCAGGGUGCAAGGGCCUUUGAUUGUCUGACAACGAACAUCAGUAGGGAGAUGUUUGGCUUCAGCGAUUUUCCCUACCCUCCCAAUCUUCCGCCAUUCCUGCCGCGCACCAUGGUCUACGACUACAUCCUGAGCUACUGUGAGACGUUUGGACUCGGCAAAUACAUCCACCUCAACACCAGGGUCAAUAACAUAAAGAAGUCAAGGGACUACAACGUUACGGGAAGAUGGGAGGUGGAAACGAUGGAUUCAGAGAAGAAGACCCAAAGGGACAUCUUUGAUUUCGUUAUGAUCUGCACUGGUUUCUACAAGAAGCCUCGCAUACCUGAUAUAAAAGGACUGGAUACUUUCAAAGGAACUAUUGAACACUCUAUGAGGUUCAAAGAUGCUGUGCAAUACAAGGGCAAGUCUGUACUUGUAGUUGGAAACUCCCAUUCUUCCGGAGAUAUGUCAGCUGAGUCUUCAGCUUAUGCAGAACAGGUAUAUUACAGUGUAGGAGAAGGUAUGCUUAUGAUGCCAUUGUGUGUCAAAAACGGGCAACCGUGGGACCUGGUUGUCUUUAGGAGGGCCAACAUGUGGAAUCCAGUCAAGUUCUUCAAGUUAGUGGUCGACUUGUGCAAUGACCGUCUUGACCACAGGCAUGCAGGGUUCACCCCCACAACUCCCCCGUCAAAGACUAGAGUAAUGCUCAACGAUAGAGUUCAGUAUAAAGUCAUGAGUGGGAGGAUUAAAGUUGUCAAUAGACUGACUCGUCUUGGACCCCACGAAGCUGAAUUUGACGAUGGCACGAUCAUCAAGAACUUGGACGCCAUUUUGUUUGCUACCGGAUAUGAUCUUUUGAUAGACUUCCUCGAUGAGCCGUUACAAGAGGAUGAUGGCAAGUUGAGUCUGUACAAGAUGAUGUUCCCACUUCAUCAGCAUCACACCCUGUCGGUGAUUGGUUGCGUGGACUCUGAUGGAGCCAUUCCUCCACUAGCUGAGUUACAGGGCCGCCUUGCAGCCCGGGUAUAUGCCGGCAAUCAUCGACUGCCUUCCUUGAAGGUCAUGGCGGCUGAAGUGGAAAAGAGAAACUCCUCUUUAUUUGAAAGAUUUGGACGCUACAAAUAUCUGAUACCCAACCUUGUUUUCCGAGACGAAGUGGCAGAAGAGCUAGGCGUGACCCCCUCCUUUUUGGACCUGAUCAAGGCGGGGCCUCGAAUUGCCUAUCUCUACUACUACGGGCCUGCUCUCCCAUACCACUAUCGACUGUGGGGGCCGCAUACUUGGAGUGGAGCAAAGAAAGCAAUCAAGUAUGCUGUAGAACAUGGUCACUAUGCUAAGCAAAUGAGGAAUGUCCAACCACCGGACGGUGCAGGAGCAAACUAUUUCUUCAGAAUUAUCAUUGUUUCCACAGUUGCUGCCUUGCUGGCUUUGGCCUACCAGAGAACAUAUUUCUAUUGAUAUCCGCACAGCAUGGUCCCUUCUAAACGUUCUGUGCAGAUUUGCUUCCAUUAGCUAUGCCAGAAUACGGUGUACCUAGAGGUAGUUAAGCUGAGUCCCAUUGGUCGAGCUAUUACUCUUCAAAUUAUUUUUAAAAGGGCAUUCACCAAUUCACGCGCUGUAUAUCAAGACAAUGAACCCAUUGUCAUAUAGUAUUUGCAUUCUUGUUUAUACAUCAUAUACAACCUUAUGAAUAUGCACUCAUGUUAUAUAUGUGAGAGUAUUAUCUUAUCUUAUAUGAAAUACUAGCUUCGGAUUAGUUAAGGAACGGACAGUUAUUUUCCAUGUAGCCCGCUGAGAAAUCCAUCGGAAAACAUCUUGGCUAAAUUGCUUAAAGUAUCAUAAAGAUUUUUUUUUUUAAAUGUACUCAUGUUUAUCCCAAUGAAUCGGAAGUAACUCGGAUCGUUUCCGUCGCCCGCUCCUCGUGAUCGAUUGACAACUUAUAUUAUAAUAGCCUUCAACACAUCACCCUUCGACACAUCACUCUUUCUGCCCUUUUCUUACGAUGUGAAGUUUAUGAAAUAGUCCAACUGGAGUUACCUCCCUUUAACAGUGUGUACCGAUUGCACCACAAACAAGCCAGCAUGUGGACAGCGAAUAGUGAAAGGCGUACUUUUUUCAUUCAGAUUGUGUGAAUGGCGGUUGCUACCGGUAGGUCAGGACAUGCUUACUCUUUUCGCGACCAUCUGGUGUUAUCAGUGGUCCAUUCAUAUAUUAUUCACAGCUAUUUUGCCCUUACACCAAAUGGAAUCUGUUACGGCGGAUACUCUGAUACAUUGACAACAAUUUAUAUUUAUAAGAAUGCAGAUGACGGUCAGAAUGAUCAAAUCCUGCAAGUAAGCAGAGUAAACAGACCCGUGAAGAUCCGGGAUUGAAUUGGUCUUCAGCAGCCCAUGCUUGCUGUAAAAGACGACUAUGAUUAUCGAAAGAGGCGACUAUCGGGAUCGGGUGGUCAGGUUCGCUGACUUGGUUGAUGCAUGUCAUCGUAACCCAAUUGCGUGGAUCGAUGCUCAUGAUGUCAAUCACUGGAGUUUAGGUAGAUGAUGUCAUACCACUUGUAUUUGUGUUAUUUACAUGUAUCACUUAUGAUAGAUCACAUGGUUGGUUUCAUAACGUUUGUAUAUGAAUAUUUCCCUGUGUUUAAGUCCACGUCAUAGUCUACAAAUCCUCCCUUGAAUGCGACGUUGAACCCCGUGUCACUGACUUCACCCUUUCCCUCAACCCGCACCUUCCACUUACAAUGUCCGGCCCCUCCGGCGUGUCAUAAACCCAUUAUUGUGGGUUCGAAUCCCUGUCCGCCCCGAUUUUGUUUUUCGGUUUGUCAGCACCAUACCCGUGCUCGUGGGUUUCACCAAAGUGGUAAACGUCUGAGACCUGCAUCACCUCGGGCCUUCUUCCCACAUUAAGCUGACACGCCGCGAUAUAACUGGAAUACAAGUCAACGGGCGUUCAACCCAAUUCACUCACAUUUAUGAGUGUUCCCUGUGACGUCCAACGUGUCUUGACUGAUCUAACACUGACAUCAAUGUUCAUAAAUAGUUGAUGACAUUGUUGGAAACCACAAUGAACACUUAAGAUAUUUUAUACGGGACACAGAGAGCGGAAAGGGUUUGCCGGUGUCUGCAGGGCCUUUUUAAACCUACAUUACACAGCUUCCUGGUAAAUGGUGACUAAUAUGUCAAUAUAAUAAAAUAUAUAUUAUCUUCA
Haliotis rufescens (red abalone) is the source of this 3493-nucleotide messenger RNA. RefSeq names its product flavin-containing monooxygenase 5-like. The transcript is spliced from 7 exons. Bases 119 to 1747 code for a protein of 542 amino acids. The record is from RefSeq and is a predicted model, not a curated record. Gene Ontology annotation, molecular function: NADP binding; N,N-dimethylaniline monooxygenase activity; flavin adenine dinucleotide binding. NCBI's taxonomy places the organism in Eukaryota, Metazoa, Mollusca, Gastropoda, Lepetellida, Haliotidae.